ACUGGGGCUAGCAAAGGCUAUGCAUUUAUAGAGUUUGCGUCCGAUGACGUGGCUAAGAUUGUUGCAGACACAAUGAACAACUACCUGUUUUCCGAAAGACUGCUGAAGUGUCAGGUCAUACCUCCUGAAAGGGUCCAUGAAAAUCUCUUCAAAAACAGUAACAAGAUAUUUCUGAAGCCUUCUCAGCCAGCGGUCAGGCGAUACAACAAGGUGCGUUCACUCAUUCAGAAGGCGAAGAUGACAAAGAGACUGCUGCGGAAGGAGAAACUUUUACGGAAGAGGCUGGCUGAAAAGGGGCUCGAUUAUGACUUCCCAGGAUUUGCUGCACAGAAGCUUUCCAUAAGGAGAAAAAGAGUUAAAACAUCCAAGAAAUCAAAACUGAACAUUUCUGUGAGCAGCCAGGAUCCUACUCCUGUCUGUACUCCAGCAGUGCUUGAGCGCCGGAAAGCUUCCCAGGCGGAUGAUGAUGCCGAGGACAAUGAAAUAACUUUCAUACUGCCCCCUGCCAGUGUUAAGAAUGCUGUGCAGAGACCAAAGAAGCAGCCAAGAAAAAGACCAAACCUGAAAAAACAGAAAUAG
Messenger RNA from Pterocles gutturalis (yellow-throated sandgrouse), 579 nucleotides. It is a transcript of the gene NIFK, whose product is annotated as nucleolar protein interacting with the FHA domain of MKI67. Gene Ontology annotation, biological process: maturation of LSU-rRNA from tricistronic rRNA transcript (SSU-rRNA, 5.8S rRNA, LSU-rRNA). The annotation marks the transcript as partial. The transcript is spliced from 4 exons. The record is from RefSeq and is a predicted model, not a curated record. Lineage: Eukaryota; Metazoa; Chordata; Aves; Pterocliformes; Pteroclidae. Gene Ontology annotation, cellular component: nucleolus. Gene Ontology annotation, molecular function: RNA binding.